GGGAGGGACACCCGGUCGGCGUUCGUCGGCUGGGCGGGGGUUGGGGGCGCCUGUUGCUUCUGCAGGGGGUUGCGCGCCCCGUACGCCCCGUUGAGGGACAGGGAGGCCCUCGCUCUGGUGGGAGAAGGGCCGGUUCGCGCCCCUGCGGUGGUGGCGGGGGGAGUGUCCCUGCCCCCCUCCUCCACGUCGGCGGUCCAGCGAUGCCCCUCACCCUGCUGAGGAGAAGGAAAGGAAAAGGAAAAGGGAGGCUGGUCCUUGCGAGGCCGGGAGCGCCCUCCGCCGUCUCGGCCCAGCGGGGGCGCUCCAAGCUUUAUUAUACCCGUCUAAAAAUUUAAAACAAAACCCCCCAAAACAUCCUUUAAAAAAGAAACCUGUUGCCACAGCUUAGUGGGAGAAGCUCAGAAGAACCUGCUCUGCCUUUAGAUGUUACGUGGCAUAAGGAUUGAUGAUUGCAGUGGUUGUAAAGGAUAUUGGUCCUAUGUGUGCAAGUAAAGUUUGCAAGAAGGUGGGAGUCAAUCAUUUUGACAAGUCUCCUGAAAGGAACAGCUAGCGAGAGCUGAAACCUUUUUCCAUUUGGUCUCGUGGCAAAGGCAGAGAUCACCCUAGCAGCUUCACAAAAUAUGAUGUGUUCACUGAUACCCUCUGAGCAGUCUGCUGGUGCCUCUUUCUUACCUAAAAACAGUGCUCCAUUUUCUUGGAGCUCCUUGGAUGAGGAUGAAUUGGAUGACUCCUUGCUGGAGUUCUCUGAUGGAGAAGAAGACGACGGCCAUUUCAGUCUCACUGAGGAAGAGAUCGAGGAGCUUUUGAAAGAUGAUAGCUCAUCAAAUGAGGAAGAGAUUGAAGAAUUCUUGAAGGAUGAUGAGCCAUCAAAUGAGCAUGAGAAUGGAGAAAAAAGGAGUCAAAUUGUACUUGAAACUCCCCAAGAAAAAAAUUCAUUGUACAGCUUGAGACCAGUAGCUGAGACCCCUGGCCUCUUCAAACUACCUCAACUAAAUACAUCAGUUGGUCAUGAACCAACUCCUGCUAAAUCAUUACAUAGGCACCUUGUAUUAGAAAAGAAUCAUAUAAAAGUGACUGUUGUUGCACCAUUUGAUCCAACAGUUUGUGAUUCUGUGCUUGAUAAGAGUAAGACUUGUUCAUCCAAAGACACUGAAAAACCUUCUCUUGGGGAAGAGAUGAGAGAAGAUGAUCUUAGCCUAAAUGAGAGCACUGAAUCUGAAGGGAUCAGCCCUAAUAUUUCUGCCUGGGAUGGGAGCUCUUCUCCUUUGAACAGUAACUUUCAACAAACAGUCUCUGAUAAAAAUACACUUGACAGUAAGAAGCCUGUCCCUUUGUUCUCUCAGAUCUCAUAUCAUUCAAAGACUUCCUCCAGUACAGGGUCAUCCUGGAAAAAUAGUGGAUCACAUAAACUAAGUUGUGAAAUGAGGUCUCCAGUUGUUUCCAGUUCAUCAAAGAGACAGGAUGUUCUUGACAAAGAUUCUGGAGAGAUGAAAGGCCGCGAGAAAAGAACAGGCAAAGUCAUUCCUGUUCUACAAACCAAAACCAGGACUAAUGUUUCGACGUUUUCACAAUCAGAUCUAGAGCAGCAGAAGCAAAUUUAUCUCAGGCGUGUCUUUGAUCAUAUAGAAGAUCCAGGGGACUCUAACCAAGGUCCCUCGGGGGAGCUAUAUAAUUUGAUGGAUCGGCAGCAUCCUUCGGAUCUGACCAUGCGCAAUUAUGCCCGGUUUCGACAGAAACCUCUGCAGAGAUACAGCCUGACUCAGUGGGUUGAGAGGAACAAGCGCAGCCACCACCGGUUCCAGCGUCUUCCGGAUUUCUCAUACGGUCCAUUUGUCUCCUCCCACCAGCAGUGAAGGCCCCUCGCUAGCAUCCUGUCCAGAGUCAUAUCUCCUUUUCUUCUGCUGUUUUAUUCUUUGUAUAUUUUGAAUUUUAUUUUUCACAAGAUUUUAUUUAAAGAACUUGACUCCUUCUGGAAAUGCC
Molecule: messenger RNA, 1980 nt
Organism: Chinchilla lanigera (long-tailed chinchilla)
Lineage: Eukaryota; Metazoa; Chordata; Mammalia; Rodentia; Chinchillidae
Gene: S100pbp
Product: S100P binding protein
Exons: 9
Coding region: 621-1853 (410 amino acids)
Cellular component (GO): cytosol; nucleus
Molecular function (GO): calcium-dependent protein binding
Source: RefSeq, a predicted model, not a curated record